Saprolegnia parasitica CBS 223.65 is the source of this 607-nucleotide messenger RNA. RefSeq lists its product as hypothetical. NCBI's taxonomy places the organism in Eukaryota, Oomycota, Saprolegniomycetes, Saprolegniales, Saprolegniaceae. The record is from RefSeq and is a predicted model, not a curated record. The coding region runs from base 14 to 607 and encodes 197 amino acids. The transcript has 2 exons.
CGAUUCUCGAAGGAUGCUGAGCUCCACGGCCCGCGGAAUGACCUUGGACGCGGACGAGGCCAAGACGAAGAACCGGCAGCGCCUGCGCGACUACCGGCGCCUGCAGAAGCGCCAACACGCCUUCUUGACCCAGCGAGUGCGCGAGCUCGCGGCGGAGGCGGCGACGCUCCGCUGCGCCAAGCCGCUGCCAUGGCACGAGGUCGCCGCCGUCUUCCGCGACGACGUACAAGACGCGCUUGCAACGCAACGGUCGCUGGCAGCCCAAGUCGCGCAGUGCGGCCACGCAGCCAGCAUCCUCGAGGCGUGGGUCCGCGCCAGUGUCCCGACAGCGCUGGCCUCGUUUCUGCCGCACCAAGCGCCGUGGACGCAGCACCGACUGCUCGCGCCGACUGCACUGCGUCUCCAGAGCCUGUCGUGGGUCACGGACCGCCUCCUGCACAACGCGGACGCGGUGCUGGCGUGCUGUCGGCGCCAAGAGCAGGCGCGCGUGACGCUCCAUGCUCUGAGUUACAUCGCAUGGUCCCUGCGCCGUUUCUCGAUGCUGUCGCUGCGCAGCGGCGCAUUUACUCGCACACGCCGGAAGGCAGCUUUGUCGACCGCGAGGUAG